Messenger RNA from Scomber scombrus (Atlantic mackerel), 717 nucleotides. Its product is annotated as cilia- and flagella-associated protein 251-like. The record is from RefSeq and is a predicted model, not a curated record. Lineage: Eukaryota; Metazoa; Chordata; Actinopteri; Scombriformes; Scombridae.
GAAGAAGAAGAAGAAAGAAGAAGAAGAAGAAGAGAAGGACAGAUGAGGGAAGGAAGGAAGGAAGAAGAGAAGGAAGGAAAGAAGGUAACAGAAGAAGAAGAAGAAGAAGAAGAAGAAGAAGAAGAAGAAGAAGAAGAAGAAGAAGAAGAAGAAGAAGAAGAAGAAGAAGAAGAAGAAGAAGAAGAAGAAGAAGAAGAAGAAGAAGAAGAAGAAAAAGAAGAAGAAGAAGAAGAAGAAGAAGAAGAAGAAGAAGAAGAAGAAGAAGAAGAAGAGAAGGAAAGGAAAGAAGAAGAAGAAGAAGAAGAAGAAGAAGAAGAAGAAGAAGAAGAAGAAGAAGAAGAAGAAGAAGAAGAAGAAGAAGAAGAAGAAGAAGAAGAAGAAGAAGAAGAAGAAGAAGAAGAAGAAGAAGAAGAAGAAGAAGAGAAGGACAGAUGGAAGGAAGGAAAGAAGAAGAAGAAGAAGAAGAGAAGGACAGAUGAGGGAAGGAAGGAAGGAAGGGAAGGACAGAUGGAAUGAAGGAAAGAAGGAAGGAAAGAAGAAGAAGAAGAAGAAGAAGAAGAAGAAGAAGAAGAAGAAGAAGAAGAAGAAGAAGAAGAAGAAGAAGAAGAAGAAGAAGAAGAAGAAGAAGAAGAAGAAGAAGAAGAAGAAGACAGAGUUACAUUUGCCAGAACACAUCAGUGGUUACAGGUGUUUCCUGCUGUUAAUCCACUAACCUAG